CAUUCAUUUUUGCGAUGCUACAAUGGGUGCAAGUACAGCGUCAAAAGUGACAUUUUCUUAGCAUUUACAUAAGUUUUUUAAAAAAAUCAGCGCUGAAUGAUAACUAUAUUAUGGUCGAUUUGAAACCAGAAGAAAAAUCACCAUUAUUGCUUUAUCUAGUAGAUGGGGAUGAGAAUGUCUCGAAAAACAACAAAAGAGUUAAUUUUGAUAAAGGACGCCUUUACGGGAUCUCUUCUGGUGCUACGGCUGUUUUCACAGAUUUUCCAAACUAUGUUAGUCCAUGUUGGGUAACCGCCCUUCUUUCAAGCUUGAUAUUCUUUAUGAUGGUUUUGCUAAUGGUUUCUUCCAUUGGUUCCUCGAGAAACCUUAGAGUACCUAGAUGUACUCACAGCAACCCUGAGGAGCUCAGCAAUAAAACAAUACAUCUAGUGCAUCAGUCAAGCGAUUGGAGUCAAGAACAGGUGAAUUUUCUGGAAAAAAUUAAGUCUGAAUAUCAGGGAUAUGAUGUGCACUUGGUUUUAGUGAGGCAGCCUAGUAUAAAAGGGAAGGAUUUGAAAAAACAUUCGCACCACAUUGAGAAGGUGAGAAAUAGAAAUCUGUCUGUGCCGGUGAAUCGCACUUUCAAUUCAAUUGCUGGCAUUCAUUCGGUUCUUUUGGGAAUGAAGCGUGCGAAGAGAAGCAAGAAGAAUGCGAGAGCGUUAAGGCGGAAGAAGCGAGGUCAUGAAGACAGUAGUUCGAUGGGUUUAGGUUUGGGGGUCAAGUAUUUGCUGGAUAUUCUGCUGCGAAGCAAAAUAGAAAGUACCAACGUUAUAAUGAAGAAACGCUCAAAUGAUUCAAAGCCGCUUCCUGAUAUGUUCAACCUGACGGAUCUGUUUUCAAUUAUAACUCCAAAGCCCCGACCUAAAACUCUCGAAGACAUUAUAGACGAUUUUCCCGGUCUUACAGUUAAAAAUGCAACUGCAGAAGAAAUUUUCUUCAAGUCUCCUCUGCAACAUUCCUGGGCUAAAUUUAAUUCCGAUUUAUUGCUCUUUGCUGUUAGAGCGAUGUAUCUGUGGCAAUACGGAGGCUUGAGCUUUAAAGUGGAUGGCAAUGGAGGCGAUGGCGCUGAGUGGGAGAAUGUGGAGAAAUUCUCAGUCGCCCCAGUGGUUACUCUGCAAAAUUUGGAUCAUACGUCUAUCCAAAUGGUUCCUCAUGAAGUUUCUACGAGAAACGAUAAACUUCACAAAUUUAUCCUUGCUGGUCGAACAACUUUUGAAAAUAUGCCUCAAGAAGUUGUAACCGCCGACGAUGAAGGGUUACAUAUAUUUACUAAAUCUCCCUGCCACGCUUUCUUUGGAGAAGUGCUCGGCUAUUUACGCAGAGCUAGAGGAGACGAGACUCCUAAAAUGAUUAUCCGAAAAUCCCUGAAGGUGUUCUGUAAAUAUGCCGCAGUUGGUAACAAUUAUUGCCGGAAUUUAGUCCGAGGUACUGUGUGACUCAAAUGUAUUUACAUGGUGUUUUUACAUAUAUUUUUUGCUAAA
Molecule: messenger RNA, 1520 nt
Organism: Dendroctonus ponderosae (mountain pine beetle)
Lineage: Eukaryota; Metazoa; Arthropoda; Insecta; Coleoptera; Curculionidae
Exons: 7
Coding region: 111-1475 (454 amino acids)
Source: RefSeq, a predicted model, not a curated record